CAUUACAGCAAAUUACAGGAGCACCAUGAUUUUGUAAAUAAUAAUCUAGCCUAAUGUGAAAUUUCGUAAUGAAUCGUUGAGAGUUAAAAUUUGUAAUGUGGCAAAACUUAUGGGCAUUCGUACAGUCGGAAAGUCAUAAAACAGUAGAAUGGGCGAAGUGCGGCGAGGGCGGCAUCUCGACGGUGCCCACGCUGCUUUGGGCGACGGGAGCAGCGGCGCUGGCGCACCGUCUCGUGGCCGCGCUAUUCAGGAGGUUUCUGUUCCGACGGGUGCCGCUGUGGGAGCUGGUAUUGCAGAACCUGCUGUUCAUGUGGAUGGUGAUCUACAGCUUGCACUUCUGGGUGGUGCUGGUGAGGAUAAUCAAAAUUGUCGUGGAGUACUGCUACGAUGAAGAGAACCGGUUACCCUCAGAAGAGGAGGUGGAAGGCAGGAAGCUGAUGCAGCAAUGGAUCGUGUGGAUGUUCUCGCUGACGCCGCUGGUGGUCUACUUCGAGACCCGGCCGCGGCCGGAGGCGCCCCCGCUCAUGAUAUGGAUAACGACAAGUCCCUGGCAGCGGCGCGAGAUGGGUCCCUACGGGUACUACCUGAACAGACCUCCGACUACCCUCCAGUCCACAACUACCCUCGCCGGCCGGCAGCACGCCAUGACCCUUCGGAGGUCCUUCAGCGACUCCAAAGUGAUCGUCAAAGAACCGCCCAAGAAGAAACGUUACUCCAAAUCCGUGUAAAAACUUUUUUA
Ostrinia furnacalis (Asian corn borer) is the source of this 739-nucleotide messenger RNA. RefSeq lists its product as uncharacterized. The transcript has 5 exons. The record is from RefSeq and is a predicted model, not a curated record. The coding region runs from base 96 to 728 and encodes 210 amino acids. NCBI's taxonomy places the organism in Eukaryota, Metazoa, Arthropoda, Insecta, Lepidoptera, Crambidae.